CUGAUCCACCAGCACAACCGCUUGUUUUAUAUAACCCAGCAAGCAAGCAUCAUCAUUAUUGUUGAGACGAAAAAACACACCUCUCUAACCCUAAUUAAAAGUUACUUGUUCGUUCCUCUCAUAGGGAGUUGAGGGUUUGCGAUGAGACCUGCCUUGUGAAAACAUAUGUAUGGGCGGUGCUUGCUGCUUCUUCUAUUCUCUCUCACACUAGUCAAAUCUUGAGCUUUUGGGCUCUUUUGGUUUCAGAGAUUCCAAUUAGGGUUCUUCUUCUACGAAUUGCAGUUUGAUCAAAGAUAUGGAAUCAGAGAGCAAUAAGUUUGGAGGUCCGAGAGAAUUGGGUGGUGCUUUAGAUCUUAUAACACAAUACAAGUUGUUGCCACAUCAUGAGUUCUUCUGCAAGAGGUCACUCCCUGAGUCACUUUCAGAUGCUCAUUACCUUCACAAUCUGGUUGGAGACACAGAGAUUAGAAAAGGAGAAGGGAUGCAAUUGGAUCAGCUUAUUCCCAAUGCUUCACUUGGCCGAGAUACUAGUAAUGCUGCUCGCAUCCAACCUUUUGUUCUUGAUGAACUUAAGGAGGCUUUUGAGCUUAAUGAUACUGCCCCUGUUGAAUUGCCUCCAGCAGAGAAGGGAGCUCCUACCAUUGCGUCUAAAUCUAAAAGCGAGUCAAAAGAUAAGGACAGGAAGCAUAAGAAACAUAGAGACAAGAGCAAGGAGAAAGAUAGGGAACAUAAGAAGCACAAGCACAAGCAUAAAGAUAGGAGCAAAGAUAAGGAUAAAGACAAGGAUCGAGACAGAAAGAAGGAAAAAAGUGGACACCAUGAUAAGAAAAGGAAAAGCGAUGGGGAUGCAGAUCUUGAGGACGUUCAGAGGCACAAAAAGAGUAAGCAUAAGAGCUCAAAGCCUGAUGAAAUGGGAGCGAUGAAGCUUAAUGGCUAAAGCAGUGGACACUCUCAUUUUUGUAUUGCACACCCAAGGACGUGUUAUGGAGAGGUUUAAAACCAGCUACUGAACUCACUGUUGACAAAUUUGUUAGAUAUCGCAUGUUUCUCAUAUGGUAAUGUACGUGAUGACUGAGUAAACAAAGCUAUGAUCUAAGGUGUAUAAGAAGAUAACCUGGCUAGUAACUGUGAAUGCACAAGCGUAUAAUCUCUAAAUAAAUAAAUAAAAGUUCGGAGGGACGAAGGAACUAAAGUUUGCUGGGGAAGAACCACAACUUGUAUUCUAAUUUGAUUUGGUGGCAACUUUGUACAUUUUGUUAUAUGGUUUAUCCAUUCUAGUGACCAUUUUAAUAGUAACGUUUUGAGCUACA
This is a messenger RNA of Camelina sativa (false flax), 1310 nucleotides long. Its product is annotated as mediator of RNA polymerase II transcription subunit 19a. The record is from RefSeq and is a predicted model, not a curated record. Lineage: Eukaryota; Viridiplantae; Streptophyta; Magnoliopsida; Brassicales; Brassicaceae. Gene Ontology annotation, biological process: positive regulation of transcription by RNA polymerase II. Gene Ontology annotation, molecular function: transcription coregulator activity; transcription factor binding. Gene Ontology annotation, cellular component: mediator complex.